GUUCGAGAGSGGCUCAGCGCUAGUGGUGACCUAUCGACGAGGGUGUCGACUGGUUCCGCAAAACAGGCCGUACCGGUAUGGCGGAACGAACGCACACUCACCAUGAAACUCAGGCCAGAAAAAGCCGGAGACGGGUGCCGCCUACUGUAGUCAUGAUGAUCGACCACACGGGGAGUUUUACCCCGACAAAUAAUAAUCAAAUUAGAAAUAAGUCAGUSGUACAAGGCCAGGGCCUGAGAGACUACUACAAGGGAAUUAGUAGCGAGCACAGGAGGUCCUCCAAAAAACUAGGUAGUGACCAAAGGAGAGUGGUCAGUGAUCACAUCCGAAUUAGGGAAUCUUUGCACCACCAAUUACAAAAACUCGGUGAGGGAGAUGCGGAAAGCAGUCGCAGGAAACUAUCGUACGGCGAUCGCUCAAAAUCUGGGGAAAGUAAAAGGGGAGASGGUGACGGUAACAGUGACAACGUUAGUCAYGGGAGGAGAGGGCUAAAUGGGAGGUCUGGUAGCAAUCGCGAACUCAGAGUGACCAGUGACCACACGAGACCGGGAUUGGAAAGCAGAGGUUCAAGCCUGAAGAGUAUUAGGAGUUUCCGCCGCAUCCRAUCCGAGACUUCAGCAAAAGAAAACACCGCCGUCGGAAAUGACCUCAAGACAUCGGCCAGCGAGCAUGCGAAACCAUCCGAUGGACUGAAAGAAAACGACCUGAAGAAGUCGGCCAGCGACCAYACAAGACCGAAUGCUACAGAUAUUUACAGGUCGUCCUCUGCGAAAUUCAAGGACUCUCGACAAAGAAGUAGUUCUAGCGACAAGCAAGAUUCGAAACGAAGGCUAAGAUCUUCCCGGUCACUCUCUCGUGACAAGAGCACGGAUUCUGCGAGACGAAUCAAAUCUCAGCCUUCUCCGAGAUCUUCCAGAAAAAUUCAUCCAGCGUCAAGCAUCUUGGAGAAGUUCAGAUAUGACCCAAACAAUGUUUCGGCCAGGAUGAAAGCCCCGCCAUCGUCUCCAAGUAGUUCUGCAAACGUUCUCAAGAAAAGGCAUCCUUCUACGAGAAGUCUCAACAGAAGUGGAAAUAGCUCGCGAGUAAAUCCAUCCCUAAACGAUGCGAAGAACAACAUUGCCKCACGAAGAAAAAUGGGGACAUUCCGACCCUACUUUGUGCCAAUCAAAAAGAAACGGGAACUUCUCGGUCCUACAAGCCAUCACAAUUGCUCGCGAAAGAUGAUCGAAGGAAAUGAUUCAAGCGAUAUCGACAACAGUCCGGGACUUAUUCUUCAGGAGGGUAUGAAGAACGUAUCCGUCGCUCCCUUUCUUCACGAAGGGAUUCCCGUCAUCAAAGUCUCGCACAACAAGCCUGGAAAGUGCCACCGGCGAUAUCUAACUCUUAGUGAGGACCAGACUACUCUGUUCUUGACACAUUCGAAGAUGCCGAAAGGAAUGAGAAAGCCGAAACAACCGAGCUGGACACCAUCCAAAGGAUUCGGCGGGUCAUAUAUCCGAUCCAUCGAUAUUGCAAAUAUAUGCAGCUUUCAAGUGGGUGCCAUUACCUCGCGAUACCUUGAAUUGGCYAUGUCGAAGUAUUCGAAACCAUCCAAGACAAAGGAUGUUAAAUCCAGGGAAGAAAGUACGAAAAGUGUGAAAAGUGAGUUGUUUGCAUCGGAACAAGAACGUAUAACAGCUGCCGUGACAAUUUUUCAUGUCGAUUCGACGACGGGUCGAAUGGUCUCGCUCGAUUUUUUCAUCGAAAACAAAGACCAUCGACAAGGGUUGAUUGCAACACUUGCGUUGAUGAAACACACAUAUGCCGAAGCAGGGCAACUUGUSGGGAACGAAAUCAUGUUGCUAAGGUAUAUUCUCAAAGACAUGGAGUUUGGUACGAAUGGAGAUGGCGUGAUUGCAAUGAACGAAAAGGAAUUUUCGACUCUUUGCUGCCGUCUCAAUUUUACAGCCGAAAAUAUCGGAAAGGAAUUCCGAGACUACUGCAAAAUGCAAAGCGAUCAAUACGACAGCAGCUUUAGAGGCAAGAAAGGCAAUAAAUUGACUUUUUUUGAAUGCUUACAGCUACUUCAAUUAAUGAAAGGGACGGAAAAUCCGUCGUUAGAAGCUUGGAGAGCUUGCUUUGGGAACGCGACUUGCGUCAAAGCUGUCACCGUUUUGGAGAUUUUCCUCCACGGGCCACAACAAGAACGAACCACGUGUGGAAUGCAAGAUGCACGCGAUCUUGUAAACAUCAUGAAUGCCACUGAACUGGGUGAGCUAGUWUCGAACAGAAAAGGUUCCUUGCUCACGCAGUGGCAAUUCGAAGAAUUUCUGAGAUCAGAAUGGAACGAUAUUUACGACCCUGCAAAACGAGUGAUUGAUAGGACGCGACUACUGACCGAGCCACUAUCACACUAUUGGAUCAAUUCGUCRUACAAUUCAUCUUCAAUGAUCGAUGGAACCUACUCAGUCGAAUCAUAUACACGGGCAUUGAUACGUGGUUGCAAGUCUAUUGAYUUAAAAUGCUGGGAUGGUACAGUUCUUCCCGACGAAACGCAYAUGCCGGUUGUUUGCCCGACAAAAGAUUCGAACGACAAAUUAACAUUUCGAUCUAUUGUUCUAGCGGUACGAAAAUAUCUCGAUGACAAUCGAAACUCAUACCCAAUCAUGAUAAAUUUUGAGAACAAUUGCACGAAACCCUUUCAAAGGUCUUUGGCCCAAAUCACAAAAGAAGUUUUCGGUAGGCAUUUGUUCGUUCCAAACAGUGUCGAUCGGAAAAAAGAACUUCCGAGUCCUGAAGACCUCCGAGGGAUGAUUGUGAUCAAUGAAAGGAAACCACCCUCUCCAAAACUUGAAACACUUGAACCCAACCCUUCCGGUGUGUCUGAAGAUGUAUACGCUCAAUUCAAUCCUAUCAAACCUGGAUCAAAUAAAAUGGUGACAUUUGUUUCGCAAUCAAAUGGGUCCACGGAAAGCGAUGCUGAAAUUGAAAAAGAAUUGUCGGAACUAACCCUUUUUCACGAUGCUGACUUCACGGGGCAUUUUCUYGAGUCGAUGAACUUGGUUUGCUCACAGAUGCACGACAUCAAAGACACGAAAGUACUGAACAUAGCAAAUAAGUACUCGGAAAAUUCAGCAUUGUGGCGAAAAUUCAAUGAAUCUCACCGUAAGUUCUCCGCUUCAAUUAAUGUUUUUGGUGCUGWAAUGGCUGUGUGUUUUUGCCCCAGAAUGGAUCCUCGUGUYACGAAUCUAAUGUUUGUUGUCCAAUGAUUUUCUUUAGUGACAAGAAUAUACCCAAAUGAACAAA
This is a messenger RNA of Pseudo-nitzschia multistriata, 3285 nucleotides long. The record is from the annotation of a GenBank genome assembly. NCBI's taxonomy places the organism in Eukaryota, Bacillariophyta, Bacillariophyceae, Bacillariales, Bacillariaceae.